This is a messenger RNA of Nicotiana tabacum (common tobacco), 1533 nucleotides long. RefSeq lists its product as uncharacterized. The record is from RefSeq and is a predicted model, not a curated record. NCBI's taxonomy places the organism in Eukaryota, Viridiplantae, Streptophyta, Magnoliopsida, Solanales, Solanaceae.
AGGUUAUGUGAGGUCCUUAACUAUGUGUUGGUGUAACUCAUAAAAAUCUAUCAUUUUAAAUACUAUAUAUAUACUCUUUACUCACUUCAGACAAGCAUACUCAAGAAUACCAACAAAUUUCACAUUUUAACAAAGUAGAGUUAAUAGUACCCUCAGCUAUUUGGCAUUGUGCUCAAUGGGGCUUCAGUCCCUUUGUGGCAGAGUCCUUGUUGGAUUCUCUGUCUCUUUGUUACUGUUUGCUGUGACUUUCUGCUAUGCUGAUGACAAGACAAUCCAGGUUGUCGGAAUUGGAGAAUGUGCUGAUUGCAAAGAAAGUAACAUAAAGACCUCUCAUGCCUUUUCAGGGCUUCGUGUAACCAUCGACUGCAAGGUUGAAAAUGGAGAAAUCAAAACAAUGGGAGAAGGAAAACUUAACAAAGAUGGCAAGUUCGUGGUGUCACUUCCUCAGAAGAUGGUGAAAGACGGCAAAUUGAAAGAAGAUUGCUAUGCGCAACUCCAUAGUGCAUCAGCUGCACCAUGUCCAGCACACAAUGGCAUAGAAUCCUCAAAAGUUGUAGUCAUCAAAUCUAAAAAUGAUGAGAAACACACAUUAAAACCAGCUGGAAAUCUAAAGUUCUCUACAGCCUUGUGCACUUCUGCUUUCUUAUGGCCACACUACAAGUAUCCACCAUUGCCAAAGUUGCCACCUUUUCCCAAGAUUCAUUCUUGGAAAAAGAAACAUUUCCCUAAGAUGUAUUUACCUCUACCUCCUAUUCAUAAGAAACCUUUCCCUCCCAUUUACAAGAAGCCAUUUCCACCUUCAAUUCCUAUUUACAAACCAAAACCAAAGCCACCAGUAGUGAAACCUCCUUCAGUUCCUAUUUACAAACCAAAGUCAAAACCAAAGCCACCAGUAAUUAAACCACCUACAGUUCCCAUUUACAAGCCCAAACCAAAGCCAUUUAUUCCACCUCCAGUUCCAAUAUACAAACCAGUAAAGCCUCUGCCUCCACCAGUUCCAAUAUACAAACCAAUUCCACCAUUCUAUAAAAAACCAUGUCCACCCCUAUUUCCUAAAGUCCCAAUUCAUUCCAAGCUUCCUCCUUUUCCUAAGAUUCCUCCAAAGUACUUCCACCACCCAUUGUUCCCACCACUGCCUCCUAUUCCUCACCCAUAGGAAGGCUUUAUAAUAUUUCCUCUUCAGUGAGCGGGCAUAAGCGGAUACAAGAUUUCAAGGUAGUAGGUUCACCACUUAACAUAUAUACUUAUUUUCAAAUUAUUCAAUAAAUUUUCUGAUAUAGAUAUUCUAGUUUGAAACAGCAAGUGCAUGUGCACCAUGCAUAUGUGUCGAACCAGCCUCAAGCAUGUAGGGUUGUACCACUUUCAUGUUGAAACAUUAAAAUAGUUAAGUGACUGCCUUUGCCUAGUAAAAUGAUAUGAGUUGAACUUGAAGAAAGAAUUGAGUAUUCAUAUAUGUUAAUUUCGUUUGGGAUUGAGAUCAGACUAUGUAUGAAUUGAUAGUUUUUAUUUUCUAAUAGUAAAUUCUAUUUUUUU